Molecule: messenger RNA, 443 nt
Organism: Radiomyces spectabilis
Lineage: Eukaryota; Fungi; Mucoromycota; Mucoromycetes; Mucorales; Radiomycetaceae
Product: ATP synthase E chain-domain-containing protein
Exons: 3
Coding region: 55-348 (97 amino acids)
Biological process (GO): proton motive force-driven ATP synthesis
Molecular function (GO): proton transmembrane transporter activity
Source: RefSeq, a predicted model, not a curated record
CAAAAAUUCGCUACACAACCUUUUGUUUCCUUCUCUCCGCCCACAACUGUCAUCAUGGUCAACCCCGCUGUGAAAAACGUCGGCCGCUGGUCAGCACUCGCUUUUGGUCUCGUUUACGGUUACACGCACAAUGCCUCUUUGAAGAAGCAGGCCGAAGAGAAGCAGAAACAGGCUGAAUACCGUCAUAAGGAAGAACUUAUCGAAAAGGCAAGACUUGCCUAUGCAAAGAAGCAGGCUGGUCCCCAGGAACCUUCGGCUCCUACCCCGGCCACCGCAGUGGAUUUCGAGAACCCCGAUUUCGACUUUGACGCAUACAUUAAGCAAUUAGAAGCUGAAGGAAAAAUCUAAAGGAAUAUAUAAAACACGUAGAGUGCGACCAGCGUCCAUUGCAAAAAAGGAAUAUAUUUAUGUGCAUUUUUUCAGCUUGAAAGUUUUUGACGUGA